Messenger RNA from Hypoxylon fragiforme, 2727 nucleotides. RefSeq lists its product as uncharacterized. Lineage: Eukaryota; Fungi; Ascomycota; Sordariomycetes; Xylariales; Hypoxylaceae. Gene Ontology annotation, biological process: regulation of transcription by RNA polymerase II; DNA-templated transcription. Gene Ontology annotation, molecular function: DNA-binding transcription factor activity, RNA polymerase II-specific; zinc ion binding; RNA polymerase II cis-regulatory region sequence-specific DNA binding. The record is from RefSeq and is a predicted model, not a curated record. Gene Ontology annotation, cellular component: chromatin. The coding region runs from base 1 to 2727 and encodes 908 amino acids. The transcript has 5 exons.
AUGCCGUCUAUAGAAGGCUCUGGUGUAACUGGUACUGCCGAUGAAAACGUGGAGGGCCGGCAGCAGAAGCCUAAGACCCUACCAUGCGUGUUGAGCACGUUCAACGUCAUGAGCGGACUCAUACUAAAGAAAAGCCCUUCUCUUGUGGAUGGGCUCGAUGCGGGAAGACUUUUGGGCACUAGCGCACACGCCCUCAUUCCCCCGUUGUAUCCCCGUGAAUAUGCUUAUAUGGACAUCAGGGAUCUUCUCGUCCGUCACGAAAAGCUCGUGCAUCUUAAUGAGGGUUCUAAUAAGGAUGGUAACCGCGUCCGGAAACCGUCGACGGCCGGUGCUGCCCAACCGCCGCUAUCAACCGAAAACCAUGUCGAGUCUAAAAUGAUGGGUGUCCGGGCUCAUCCGCAACAUUACCACUCUGAUUCUAUGUCUUCGUCCGUGGCUGUCCCUCCGCUCGCUCCGGACCCUCGCCAUUCCUCCCGAGCCGCGGCCUGCAACCUUGAUCUUUUAUCUGAUGCUGCUACCCAGAUUGCCUCCGCGAACGAGGUGAACUCGAUGCAGCCGAUGAUGUCCGAUCUCGGACAGUCAGGGGGUGCAUUGGCGCGAAUAAAGUCGUAUGACGAGCCUAUGCCGUAUGCUGAUCGUGGGCGUGAGCCUGAACAAGUGGCUAUGUCUGUAGGAUUGCCAAACCCAACAGCGCCGCCAACCUUCGACGAUUAUAAUCUCUUCUUGGACGAUUUCGCAACUUCAUCUCACUUUCUUCCGCAAGGGUUUGAGGUAGAUCAAGGUAUGAGUAUCUGGCCGCGGCAUAUAUCAGAUAUUCAUCGAGCCGGGCUCUCAAAGCCAUCGUCUCAAUUUCCUUCCCGUUUUCCAUCGGUAGCGCCAGACCCGAGAGAUCCAUCUGAUGGCAAUAGCAGGAUACAUGACGAUUCGACGAGAGCACAGCCUAUGAGGGUUUCUGCUAUGGACCAUACUGUUAUCAAAAAUAGGCUAGAUGAAUUCUCGUCUGUUUUACCAACUGAUUUCGUAUUUCCUUCUCGCCAUACCCUUACUCGCUUCCUCGAGGGAUAUGUAAGCGGGUUUCACGAUCAUCUACCGAUUCUACAUCUGCCAACGAUUAUGGCCGCUGAAUUAGCUCCGGAAUUAUUGUUGGCUAUUUUAGCAGUAGGUGCGCAGUAUCGAUUUGAAAGUCAUAGGUCAAAUGCGUUAUGGUACGCAGCCAAAGCUGUAGCGCUCGAGCAGAUCCGACGCCGCCAUAGUCACGAAGUCCAUGGAUUGUUUCCAACACCAGCCGCGUAUAGCCCACACUCCACACGACCAUCGCCAAGUCAUGGAUUUCGUCAUUCCUUUAGCUCCGUUCAACAAGAGCGUUCGAUGACUCAAGAGACACAUCGAGAGCCGUAUUCUCCUAAUACACUACAAUCUCGCAUGGAAACCAUACAGGCUCUUUUGUUACUCUUCGCCGUUGGACUCUGGGGUGCUAAGGCCAUCCUACGCGAAGCUUUAGCACUUCAAAGCCUGCUGGCUCUCCUAGUGCGCGAAGAAGGGCUUUUAUCGGAAUCCACGCAAACGGCUGACUGGGAAGCAUGGGUUCGGAUAGAAGGAGCUAACCGCACGAAGCUCAUCGCAUACUGUUUCUUCAAUCUUUGCAGUAUUGCUUACAACAUGCCACCUUUAUUGUUGACUUCGGAGCUGAAUCUUAUUCUCCCGCACUCUUCGAAAUUGUGGAGGGCGGAAACGGCUUGGCAAUGGCAAGAAGCUCGUCAAUCUUUCCCUAGUAUGGAUAUCUCCCUCCAAGACGCCUUCUCGAGAUUAUUUAGUCGCCCCCCACAAGGCCCACCGGCGUAUAUGUCUUCCCUGGGUAAUUAUAUCCUCAUUCAUGCCAUAUUGCAACACAUAUUUCUCCUGAAGCAGACAUCUUUCAAUGCUGUGUCGCUGUUUGGUGGACUGCGCCAAGAUGACGUCGAAGAUUGCUUCCAAGCCCUGAGGAUAUGGCAGAUGAGUUUCGAGCAGCACCAAGCGCGAGUGACAGAAGGCGGUCACCAGAACGGCCCCGAUGCAUUUCCAGGAGGGCCAGUCGCGUACAACUCGACUGCACUAUGGCGGCUGGCAUCCAUUCGGCUGUAUACAGAUUUGAGUCCUAGUAGGACUCUCGAGUCAAGGGAUGCGGGCCAGAUUGCGCAAGCAUUCCACGAUGCUCCAUAUCUUGUUCGUAGCGGGCGUCUCAACCGGGCUGUAUUUCAAGCUAUACAUGCAUUGUCGAUGUUAGUUAAGGUCGGCGUCAACUACGUUGCAAGGAGAAAAUCCACUGAUUGGAGUAUGCAACAUUCACUCUGCAAUCUCGAAUGCGCCAUCCUCCUCUCCAAGUGGUUAAUGACUCUUGCUUCGAUUGGACCGACGGGUGCUUCUCCUGAGCCCGAUGAACGAAAUCUUCUGGAAAUGUUGCGGCAUAUGCUGGACGAGACUGAGUUCGCAGUACCCAUCGACCCAUCACUUUCAGGGGGAGCGCCUGGACCCGGACAAUCUAAUAUGGACAUUGCCGCAAAUGAUAGUACGAAAUUACGACAGCUUGCGGUAGCAGUAAUCCGUCUGUGGGCAGAGACGUUCAAGGGUUCGCACAUUUUUGACCUCGUCAAAGUAGUUGGUGCUGGUCUCGAAGGGUAUGCCGAUUUAUUGGAGAAGCCGCGGGAUAGAACACCGCUGGGUCGUAUGCAAAAUCCCGGCCUAGGAUGA